Symphalangus syndactylus (siamang) is the source of this 4001-nucleotide messenger RNA. RefSeq names its product aldehyde dehydrogenase 3 family member A2 (gene ALDH3A2). The record is from RefSeq and is a predicted model, not a curated record. Gene Ontology annotation, molecular function: aldehyde dehydrogenase (NAD+) activity; 3-chloroallyl aldehyde dehydrogenase activity. NCBI's taxonomy places the organism in Eukaryota, Metazoa, Chordata, Mammalia, Primates, Hylobatidae. Gene Ontology annotation, cellular component: cytoplasm. Gene Ontology annotation, biological process: aldehyde metabolic process.
CAGCUACCUGUGGGGACAUUUAACCUUUUAUCUGUAGCUAUCUGCUUAGGAACAUAGAGAAAGGCAAAUUCUUGCAUAAUUCAGCUUUCUGCUUGAUUUUUUCCUUUUGGCAUAGUGAAUUGGGCGGCCACGGUUUUUGUUGUUUUGUAUAUAAGUGGAGAGUUCACUUGGGCCAGGGCCUUGAGUUGUUUUCUUUUCACAAAUAUACCCUUUGGAGUUCAGAGGAAAGGCUAGGAUUAGAGCCUUCUGUGAGCACCAUUCAUGGGAUUACAUGAGGGAGUGGCGGUGAAAACAGGACUCCGGACUAAGCCCUGGGCACCUGAACACCUAAGAGGUCAGGAAGGGGAGAAAAAUCCAGCAAAGGAAAACCCAGAGGACUCGGCCAGUGAGCCAAGAAGAAAAGUGCAGAAGAGUGCAGGGAAAUGGUAAAGAAAAGAAAGCUUUCCACAAGACAGGACAGAUCAGCUGAGCCGACUGCUGCUGAGUAGAGUGAUGAGAGCUGAAGUCUCUCCCCCGAAAAGGCAAUAAGGCGGGAGGGGGAAACCUGAGGGCAGCGGGUUCUCUCUUCGGAGCGGGAACACGGAACGAUGGGCAGCGAGGCAAGUGCAGCCUGGGGAGAAGCUUUGAGUAACGGACGUGCCAGGAUGAUGCUUGUGCAAGAAGGAAAUGACCGCUGUCCCGGCUUCGCGGGAGACUAACCCUGGCUUCCCGCCCUCAGGGACUAGCUCUCCAGGGAACUGGGACGGACCAGGCCAUGGAGCGCGAAGUCCGGCGGGUCCGACAGGCAUUCCUGUCCAGCCGGUCGCGACCUCUGCGGUUUCGGCUGCAGCAGCUGGAGGCCCUGCGGAGGAUGGUGCAGGAGCGCGAGAAGGAUAUCCUGGCGGCCAUCGCCGCCGACCUGUGCAAGGAAAUGCUGUGAUUAUCAAGCCUUCUGAACUGAGUGAAAAUACAGCCAAGAUCUUGGCGAAGCUUCUCCCUCAGUAUUUAGACCAGGAUCUCUAUAUUGUUAUUAAUGGUGGUGUUGAGGAAACCACGGAGCUCCUGAAGCAGCGAUUUGACCACAUUUUCUAUACGGGAAACACUGCAGUUGGCAAAAUUGUCAUGGAAGCUGCUGCCAAGCACCUGACCCCUGUGACUCUUGAACUGGGAGGGAAAAGUCCAUGUUAUAUUGAUAAAGAUAGUGACCUGGACAUUGUUUGCAGACGCAUAACCUGGGGAAAAUACAUGAAUUGUGGCCAAACCUGCAUUGCACCCGACUAUAUUCUCUGUGAAGCAUCCCUCCAAAAUCAAAUCGUAUGGAAGAUUAAGGAAACAGUGAAGGAAUUUUAUGGAGAAAAUAUAAAAGAGUCUCCUGAUUAUGAAAGGAUCAUCAAUCUUCGUCAUUUUAAGAGGAUACUAAGUUUGCUUGAAGGACAAAAGAUAGCUUUUGGUGGGGAGACUGAUGAGGCCACACGCUACAUAGCCCCAACAGUACUUACUGAUGUUGAUCCUAAAACCAAGGUGAUGCAAGAAGAAAUUUUUGGACCAAUUCUUCCAAUAGUGCCUGUGAAAAAUGUAGAUGAGGCCAUAAAUUUCAUAAAUGAACGUGAAAAGCCUCUGGCUCUCUAUGUAUUUUCGCAUAACCAUAAGCUCAUCAAACGGAUGAUUGAUGAGACAUCCAGUGGAGGUGUCACAGGCAAUGAUGUCAUUAUGCACUUCAUGCUCAACUCUUUCCCCUUUGGAGGAGUGGGUUCCAGUGGGAUGGGAGCUUAUCAUGGAAAACAUAGUUUUGAUACUUUUUCUCAUCAGCGUCCCUGUUUAUUAAAAAGUUUAAAGAGAGAAGGUGCUAACAAACUCAGAUAUCCUCCCAACAGCCAGUCAAAAGUGGAUUGGGGAAAAUUUUUUCUCUUGAAACGGUUCAACAAAGAAAAACUUGGUCUCCUGUUGCUCACUUUCCUGGGUAUUGUAGCCGCUGUGCUUGUCAAGGCUGAAUAUUACUGAAGAAUGAUCCCGUUCAACCUCCUAGUGCCUCUACUGAAUUAUUCCUCUUUUAAAUGGUUAAUGAACCAAUAAAUUUUAAAUCAUACCAAAAAUAGUAAGAAAAUAUGUAAACACUCUGUGAUCAAACUUAAAAGUCAUUGCCAUUUAUCAUUAAUAAAACUUGCCAUUUCAACCACAUCCCGACAUUCCGUAAUAGGGUAUUCAGGGAACCUAUCUUAAAUUGUGCUUAUCUAAAUCUUGGAGCUUUGAGCUAGGGGAGGAGAAUGUAUUAGACUAAAUACAGACUUUGAGGGGUUGUAAGGGAGUCUCAGAACCUCAGUGAAUCCUUCACUCCAGUUAAUGGCACUGCCCACCUCCUGUCCCCGCCACCACCAUCACUCUGUGGAGCUUUCAAGAGCUUGGUACUUCCCAGGGCUACCAGCAGUCCUCUGUAGUCCAGAGAGGUGAGGUUAGAUCUUCUUGAUUCCCUGUGAGGUUUCAGGCACUAAAACUCUAUGUGGGGGAGGGAGGGGUUACUUCUCCAAUGGGACUCAAGGACUUGACCUCCAGGAGUAGGCCCCUGGUCAGAAGUGCCAUCUCACCAGUGGUCUUCAUUCUUCCUCAUUCAUUCUCUAUCAUCCUGUGUUCUGUUUAGUUGCAACAAUCUUUUGUGACUAAUGUCACUCAAAGCAUCUUGUAAAUCCUAGGGCUUCCUAGAAGUUAGUUGCCAAAGUCAUGCAAGCGUCACCUGUCAUUCUUGUGUUGGAGUUAUAGAAUUCUACAUCUUAUAAAACCUAACUGGCAUUUAAAAAAUACGUAGCCGGGCAUGGUGGCUCAUGCCUGUAAUCCCAGCACUUUGGGAGGCCGAGGCGGGAGGAUUGCUUGAGUCCAGGAAUUUGAGACCAGCCUGGACAACAUAGUGAGACCUCAUCUCUAUCAAAAAAUAAAAAUUAGCUAGAUGUGGUGGCAUGAGCCUGUGUUCCCAGCUGCUCAGGAGGCUGAAGUAGGAGGAUCAAUUGAGCCUGCGAGGCCAAGGCUGCAGCAGGCUGUGAUUGCACCACUGCACUUCAGCUUGGGCAACAGAGCAAGACCCUGUCUCUGAAACAAAUAAAAAAUACUGUAAUAAAAGUACUUAUAAACAUACUAAUCCUCUCUCAGGACCCUAAAGUUGCAGGUUAGUAGGUCUUCAAGGACAAAUCUGUAAGUUUCUUAUUUCUGUAGUGCAAGUAAAAUUUCACUUUUUGAAACUAUAGAGAAAUCCCUUUCUGAUUAGCCUACAGAACUUAAAGUGAGGGAACCAUUUCCUCUCACAGACAAAGAGGUCUUGGAUAUUAGGACUUUGGGGUUUGAGAGCGUCUCGGAGCAGACAGAUGGUGAACGGUCUGGACAAGAAGCGAGUAAGCCACUGCAGUUGGUCAUACUGAAGGGAAUGGAUGGCAAGAGGAUCCCCUGAGCAAGUCAGAAGUUACUCUCAUCAGUCGUUCAUGGUCACAACCUGAGGUACUCUGCUGAGUGGGCAAGGCUGAAGAAGAGGCCUGUGGAAUGCAGCGUUACCUGCUGGACAGGGCAGGGCAGGGCAGGCAGUUCUAUGCCUUGGAGCUCCUGACUGCAGGGACUCCAUCCCUACACUCAAAAAGCUCACUUAAUGAGAGAAUGUAAUUUACUUUAUAGAAUGUAUAAUCAACUUGGUUGAAUAAUUUGUUCUAUUAAGGCUGUCUAAAGUAUGUGAUGUCUUCAUCAUAGUAUGAAGUGUUGAGAAUUAAUAACUAGCCUAGUUUAGGAAAAAGCUGCUUAAAACUGUUCCUCUAAGAGAGUAAUCAUAAAAUACCUUAGAUAAAAUUGCACUAUGGAAUUUUCGUUGAGUAUGUUUAAAUUAUUGGCUUGUCUACUAAUACAUAUCUGCUUCAAAAUGAACAUAUUUCAUAAAAUUGGCGUCAAUUUUAAUGACACUCCUGGUGUGGAACCUCAGAUAUGCCCUAUUGGAGGCAAUCCUUUGAUCAUAAAUUCUUCCCAACUAUAAAUCCUUUUAUGUCUUUAUCAUA